Selaginella moellendorffii is the source of this 910-nucleotide messenger RNA. RefSeq lists its product as uncharacterized. The transcript has 8 exons. The coding region runs from base 89 to 481 and encodes 130 amino acids. The record is from RefSeq and is a predicted model, not a curated record. Lineage: Eukaryota; Viridiplantae; Streptophyta; Lycopodiopsida; Selaginellales; Selaginellaceae.
CAUACUUGAAGAUUUCGAGUUUGUUGCACUCCUUGUUCAGGAAAACUACAUCAGCUACAAGCCUGCUAACUGAAAGGAAGCGUUUAUCAUGGAUUCUAUUUCAAAAGCUUCGGAUUACCUUUACGUUGGAGACAUGACCAGCAAAAGCAUGCACAAGUAUCGGACAUGGGAGCUCACAAACUUACUUUGUGCAGUUCUGGCUCUGACCUGUUCAUCUGUUCUGCAAGGGAGGAGGGAGCGUUCGAUGCUAUGGAAGAUAAACUCAGAUUUCCUGCAUGGCUUACAAAGGGUCGUAAGAGGAAGAAAAGAGAGGGACGUUUGCACUGCAGAUUCAUUCCAGAACUCGAUAUCCUACCACCGUUGCUCAAGCGCCAAGCUCAGAGUAUUCCAGAUUUCCGAGGUCCCGCGGCUGAAGAUCACGCAUUUAAACAGACUACGGAUGAGCUUUUCGCUCUGCUCAAGGAAUGUCGGCACUGAGUGAGGUUGGAGUGUCAAUUCGGGCAAUGGUUUUCAACAUGACUCGUUGAUGCUUUGAAUGCACAGAGCUGAAACAGAUUCGCUGUGCUGCCUCCUUCGAAUUCAACAACGCAGUGUGUCAAAGACGUUCAUGGCACUCGUAGUCGCAAAUCGUUGCGCUGCUUGUGAGGGAGCUGAGCUCGUUGGAGUGUCAAAGACGUUCACGGCAAACCUUCGAAUUCAUUUCUGCUUGCAGCAAGCUGAAAUGAGUUCGCAAAAUGUUCGGCUGCUUGUGAGGGAGAUUUCCGACUCGAGCCUGCCUGAUUCUCAUGCGAAAUCAUUCCCCUCUGAUUCCGUGAAGUUUUUGUCUGCUCGUCUGAGUGAGACUUGACAAGUGCUGAUCGUAUCAUCUAAAACGAUGGUUUCUUUUUUUCUUUGUUUUCGUCUGUAUCUA